AUGGUCGACCCCUCGGACGUCGAGGAGCAGAGCAAGUGUAAGGGCCCGCAGCUGGAGGCCCCCGCCGUGGUCCAGGACGACCCCCGCCUGCCGGAGCAAACCGACGGCGCCACCACAGAGGAGGAGGGAGACGCCGGCUUUGAGACGCCGCCCACCGGCAGCUCCGAGCCCAGCCCCCAGCAUGUUCCGUCGGCGGCGAAGCCGGAGGUCACCUCUCAGGAGGCGGGGCUUCCUCAGACGCACGAGGACCUGCCCCCCAAGAUGCACCUGGACCUGUACAACUUCGACUCCCCGGCGGCGGAGGGCAGCCGCUACGUGCUGACCAGCCCGCGCUCGCUGGAGGCGUGCGCCCGAUGCGGCGUCAAACCCGUGGAGCUGCUGCCCCGCCCCCUCGCAGACUUCAUCCGGGAGUCCCCGGGUCACUCCAUGCGGGUCGCCACGGGCCUGUUCGAGGUCUACGAGAAGGACCGGCACGCCAAGCUGCGGCAGUGCCGGGAGGAGCGGGAGCGGAUCGUCCGCGAGGAGAAGAGGAGGAUCCUGCAGGCGGCGGUCAACAGCGGCGGCGACAGAACCUCCCCCGGACCCCCAGAACCGGGGGCGCCCACCAGAUGCUCCAGAGAGGGCAUCAACACCUCGCCAAAGCGGUUUACGCCGCCCUCAAAGACCGCCUCCGUGACAUCAUCCUCCAAGAGCGGACCGACCGCCAGACCGGCGGAACAAACGAAAGCCCCCCGACCGCUCUCCGGCCCCCCCCCAGCAGGGAAGAAGCCCUCCGCCGGUAAAUCCUCCAACACCUUCCCCAGAUCCACGCCCAGACCGCCCUCCUUCCCCAGAGCCAACUCCACUCUGACGAGUCAAGCCCCGCCCCCGAACGGCGCCCCCAGAGCGCCCUUCUCCCAGCACAACGGACACCUGCACUCCAAGCUGCGAGGAAAGAGCCACUCGCUGGAGUCCCUGCAGAGACGCAAGGACCCCUUCUGCUCCUCCACCUCCACCACCACCUGCACCUCCUCCGAGUCCGGGGCCUCCUCCUCCUACAGCUGGGACGGGGCGCGGGACCGCUGGGCCAAAGCGUCCAGCCCCCGAGCUCGCACUCUGGCCACCUUCAACUCGCUGAUGGGCCGCAGCCUGAGCCUGGGCGACCUGAGCCACUCCCCCCAGACCACGCAGAAGGUGGAGCGCAUUGUGAAGGAGGUGAAGCGGCGAGGCCUGAAGGCCGUGUCCGAGCGCGACCGCAAGAUCGCCGCCCUGAUGCUCGCCAGGUACCAGGAGGAGGACAUCAUGAGUCAGACGCGCUACGUGGCCCACCUGCAGUGGGACAGCGAGCGGCGCAUGGAGGAGCUGCGGCGGGAGCAGGAGGAGCGCGAGAAGCAGCGCGCCGUGCAGCAGUGCCAGCGGGUGUGGCACACGCAGGUGUCCAUCCGGCAGCGCAGGAUCAGCAUGCAGGAGCGCCAGUCCGCCGCCGCCAAGAUGCGGCAGGUGGAGGAGAACGAGGAGCGGUGGAAGGAGCUGGCGGAGCAGCAGGAGCGCAGCCGUCUGCUGAAGCUCCAGCAGGCGGCGCGGGAGGAGAAGCACAAGAAGGCCCUGCAGGAGCAGAACCUGAAGGCCCUGGAGGAGGAGCGGGCCGCCGUGCUGGAGCAGGAGCGGCUCCUCCUGGAGGAGAAGCUCACCAUGGCCGAGCUGAAGCGGCAGGAGAAGGAGCACCAGGCGCAGCAGGAGCGGCAGGGCCUGAACAAGGCGGAGAGGAGGCGCCACGCCGCCCUCAUCCAGGAGAUCGCUCGCAGGGAGCAGGAGGAGAGGGAGGAGGCCAAGAGGGCGGCCGAGGAGAAGCUGAAGCGCUCCUUCGACAACUACGGGCAGAUCGUGGAGAAGCGAGGGCAGGAGCUGAAGGAGAAGGCCAAGCGUGAGGAGAAGCAAAUCCAGAAGGCUCGGAGGGCGGCGGAGAAACGCGAGCGGGAGCAGAAGCAGCAGCUGGAGGCGCGCGUCAAGGAGGCGGAGAAACGGGCCCAGCAGGCGGCGCUGGUGGCCGAGGAGCGCGCCAAGGAGAAGGCCCAGAGGGCGGUGCAGAGCCGGCAGGAGAAGGAGCGCCUGCAGAGGCUGAACCGGCGGCGCGUGGAGGAGGAGGAGCGCCAGCGGCGCCUGGAGCUGCUGCAGUCCAUCGAGAGGAAGCUGGAGAAGAGCGAGCAGAUCUUCAGGGAGAAGAAGGCGGUGCUGGAGAGCGCCCGCUCCGUGGCGCGCGCCUCCUUCCACGUGCGCGACAAAGUGAGGGAGGAGACCAACAUGCGCACGUUUGAUAAGAUGGUGCUGGAGGCUCAGCUAAAAGCCAGCCUGGACGAGAAGCAGCAGCAGUAGCUUCCUCCUCCUCCUCCUCCUCCUCCUCCUCCUCGCCUCCCAUCAGCUCCAACCAAACCUUCAUCUCACGGAUGCAUUAGACUGAAUGAUGGACAGCAGACCCCCCGCCCCCCCUGCGCUGGACUCUGAAAAGCGCCGUUGUUCACCAGGAAGCACAAGUCCUGAGGCUUUCAGGAGUGAAGGAGGCGGUCUGAUGGACCUCCUCUGUGGCUCCGCCCCCAGCUCACGCCUCAAGAUCCUGGAGAUGAUGAAGAGUAAACCCUCCUGCUUCACUGAAGACUCUGUCCCCAAAUCAAAGCUUUCAGCUGCAGAGAUCUCCUCGGCUUCAGACCGCCUCAACCAUCGAACCAGCAGCUCCAUCCAGACCUCCCGUCCCUCCAGGUGGAUCCUCACCUGUGGGCUCUGCUUCCGUCUCACGUCUGCAUCCUCAUCUUUUCUACUGUAACUCGUUUCAGGUGUACUAAUAUCAUGAAGUUAGAACCAUCAGUGUUCCUAUGGACUUUUGUAGUGAACCACAUAAUCAGUGCAAACAAUCAAAACUGGAAAAUAAACGUUUUCCGUCGUGGAAUCGACGCUUCUUUGAUGUUUGUUUGGAUUCUUCAUUAAAACCCCUAAAUCUGA
Molecule: messenger RNA, 2973 nt
Organism: Oryzias melastigma (Indian medaka)
Lineage: Eukaryota; Metazoa; Chordata; Actinopteri; Beloniformes; Adrianichthyidae
Gene: ccdc177
Product: coiled-coil domain containing 177
Exons: 2
Coding region: 1-2352 (783 amino acids)
Source: RefSeq, a predicted model, not a curated record